Molecule: messenger RNA, 2619 nt
Organism: Cotesia congregata
Lineage: Eukaryota; Metazoa; Arthropoda; Insecta; Hymenoptera; Braconidae
Source: the annotation of a GenBank genome assembly
AUGAUGGAGAAAGCAUUAAGCCGGGGAACAUCUUUGUCCGGUGAAAGCAAUUUAUCAACCCAGGAGCUGAGUCCAAGAAUAAUGGGAUCAUUGGAGGAAAGAUUGAUAAUUGAAAAUGACAAUUUCACUUCUAAAAACCAAACACCGCCAACGCUGAGGACUCCAGCGACAAAGAAGGCCAAGCGCGUCAGAUUUUUUCGCAAUGGAGACAAAUUUUACACUGGAAUUGUUAUGGCUGUAACUCCAGAGCGUUACAGAAGUUUUGACAGCCUGACGACUGAUUUGACGCGGGCUCUGCUGUCAAACGUGACUCUGCCCAAUGGAGUUCGGACUAUUUACUCGAUGGACGGCAAGAAAGUCCAGACUAUCAACGACCUGGAGGACGGCAAGUGCUACGUGGUCUCUGGACACGGAGAGCUGUUCAAGAAAGUCGAGUACUCGUCGACGAAAGUCCGCAGAGGAAGCUCGCUCUCGGGAUUGCCGCAGUCUCCAGCUGGCACGGGUAGAAUCGUCACAAUCAUUCCUUCGUGUGUCAGGGCGAGGAUCAUCACGCUGAUAAGACACGGCAGCAAGCCCCGCAAGGUCCUGAGGCUGCUGAUCAACAAGAGGAACGCUGCCAGCUUGGAGCAUGUGCUGGAGGCGAUCACUCAGACGGUCAAGCUGGACUGCGGUGUUGUCAAACGGGUCUACACGCUCUCGGGCAAGCUGGUGAUCUCAUUGGAGCAGUUCUUCGAAGCCGAGGAGGUUUUUCUCGCGUAUGGGAGCGAAAAGUCCACCCAGGAAGACUUUGAGCUGGAUAUUGAGGAGAGUAAGUGUGUGCAGAGCUUCAAGCGAGGCUCCUGUGUGUCUAAAAGACAGAGUGGGCCCAUGCCGGUGAUGCCCAGGAAGACUGGAAAAAGAACGCUCACUGCUCCACAAGUCAGGACUCCCAGUCCUUCUACUUUGACCCUCCCACAGCCUUUUAGGAUGCACUACAAUAGCUUUCUAGGAGGCGAGCAGUCCACGUCUCGAUGUAUUGCAGCCAGUGAAUCGCCGCAGCAACACCGGAAUCAGCAGUGUCAGCCGCUGAGGGUGAACACGUCUUUCGAGCUGAACUCGAGCAAGCAGUGGAGCGACGGCGACGGGAGCAUCACCGACAUCUGCCAGUCUCCGGUCAGCAGACACCAGCUCUGGUCGGAAGACCAACCAAAGAGCAACCAGCUGUGUGAUGAAACCGACAAGUUCAACGGCAAUAGCUUUGCCAUUAAUAACGAAGAGCCCAUAUCACUGAGCGCAGAGUGCUUGCAAGAGAUAAGUGUUCUCACGAGCUCGAUGCGCGACCUUAUGCAUAAUAUUGAUGAUGACAUUGUGGGGCAAAAAACCUCCAAGAGUGUUACAUCAUCGCUUAACAGUAUUCUAGAAAACGUUAAUUGUAAUAAAAAUAACAACGGACGUUAUCUAAGUCCGGUUUAUAAUAAUUUACAUUCCACUAAUAAGAGAAAUGGUAAUUCUCUUUCAGACAUCCAUUCCAAAGCAAACACCGAUAAAAUUUCAGCAACUACAUCAUCAUCAUCAUCAUCGACUAUUACCAACGAUUAUCACCGACUGCAACCGGUCGCUGAUAAAAGGUGCAAUAAUUUAAGUAGCAAGAAGAGUAAAAAUAGUAUUUAUAGUGUUUCCAAUGGUGCUGCUGCUGGUAACAAACGUGAUAACGACAAUGACAAGUACUCCUCCGUUGAAAAUUUCUCCCAGUCGACGGACGGCCUCAGUGUCAGCUCAGACAAUAAUAUCGAGACCUCUGAUAGCUUCGUUAAUAUUCAGUUCGCUAAAUUUAACAAAACUAUCGGCGGAUCCAGCAGCCAGAGUACCCAGUCCUCGGAAAGCCUCGACAAUAUCCCCAUCAACCGCGGGACCAAGCUAAACUCCACUGUCAUUGGGAAGAAAGUUACCGAAGACAUCAGUCGCCAGGUUUUAAAGAGAAAUCCAAAGUACAAUUUACGCUCGACAGCUAAUCGCAACUCCAAGUUGAUCGAACCUGCUUCUUCCUCGGUGAAUUCUAGGAUUAAAAAUUCGCUGAUCCCGCUGAGAGCCAAUGACCAGUUGGUCGCUGAUAAUAAACCAGACACCUCGGUUAAGUCUUUGGGCAGCGACCAAGUUAAGAUGAGAGAAAAAAAGGCUCCGGUUGUGAAACGCGAUAGCAAUAAAAAACGCUUCAGUUGUUUCUCGAAUUACUCGGGGAAGAAAUCUCAAGAUUGUGAGGAUAAAUUGAACAGCGCUAGGAAGUGCAGCUCUACUGAUGAGCUGAGAGAAGACAAACAAGUCAUUUCCAAAAUUAAUGUUAAGGCUAAUAGGUAUAGUUUGUAUUACACGCCACAGCUGCCGAGAAAAUCUUAUGAGUUGGAGGCUAAUUGCGGAAAAUCUGCGGGAAAGUCUUGUAAAAAUUCAGUCACGCUUGGUGGAGCAUCCAGACCAACUAGUUGGAAAAUACCAGAGUCUAGGACAGAUGAGACCAGUGAUAAGCGAAACAAUCGGAAGUCACUUGUUGAUACUUAUAGUUAUUCUAAUGUUAAGCGGGGUAAUAAAACUGCUAGACAGUCGGUGGUUAAUUUACCUUCGAGUAAUGAUGGGAAAAUAAAGUAA